AUGGAAAUCGAAGACAAGAAGCAAGAGUUUCUAAUCCUGCGACAGAGUAAUAUGUCAGUUAUAGAUUACGAGAGGGAAUUUUUGAGACUUAGCAGAUAUGCCUCCGAGUUUAUUUCGACAGAAUCUGACAACUGUAAAAGAUUCUUACGUGGGUUAAGAGAGGAAAUAAAACUACAAUUAGUAUCUCAGCGAAUCACUGAAUUUGUUGAUUUAAUUGAGCGGGCCAACAUUGUUGAGCAAGUCUUAGGACUUGACAAAAAAUCCAAAACUUCUAAAUUGGUUGGGAAACGUAUGGGAACUAAUAAAACUUUUCCGGUUGACUUGUUGACUAUGCCAUUUGAGGAUUUUGAAAUAAUACUGGGAAUAGAUUGGUUAUUUGAACAUGGAGUGGUUUUGGACUGCUAUAAAAAGAGAUUCAGCAUUCAGACAGAAAGUGAAGGUCGAGUUGAAUUGAAAGCCAGUGCGGUAAAAUUCGGGCAGUUUGUGAGUUUCCUGGUGUAUUUCCUGAAGAAUUACCGGGUUGGAAAGAUACGGUGGAUCGAGCUUUUAAAAGAUUAUGAUUGUAUCAUAGACUAUCAUCCAAGAAAAACUAAUGUAGUGGCUGACACUUUGAGUAGAAAAGCCACAAUUGAUUUGAGAGCAAUGUUUGCACGACUCAGUAUCUGUGAUGAUAGGAGUUUGAUAGCUGAAUUGAGAGUUAAACCAAUGAUGUUCAACCAGAUUAAAUCAGCUCAAUUGAAAGAUGCCAAAUUGUUGAAGAAAAGAGAGAUGAUACAGACUGGUAGGUAG
Messenger RNA from Gossypium arboreum, 789 nucleotides. RefSeq lists its product as uncharacterized. The record is from RefSeq and is a predicted model, not a curated record. The transcript has 5 exons. NCBI's taxonomy places the organism in Eukaryota, Viridiplantae, Streptophyta, Magnoliopsida, Malvales, Malvaceae. The coding region runs from base 1 to 789 and encodes 262 amino acids.